AAGUCGAUAUUAUAGCAUUGGCAUUUGUCCCGCAUAGUUGUCAAAAGUUUCAGUUGAGUGUAACAUGUCUAUCGGAGACCCACCACAAUCUACUAAAUUUGUAUAAAAGAUUAGAGCGAAAUCUACAUUCAAACCUUGUAAAUUCAUAACCACGAAUUUGAGAUUACAAAUUUAAAUUAUGCAUACAUCUAUAAAAUAUUAACCUAAACUUGCUGCAAUGUUGGUUCACUUACUUAUAUAUAAAUAUAUUUUUGAAAACUCACUGGAUUGAGCAAAUUUGCUAUCAUGAUAGACCCAAGCUCUAGUGAAGAAGAGGGAGACGAAGAUAGCGUCAUUAAUCUACCAAGUAAAGGUCGUGUCUCAGUUCCACAUAAAGCAUCGACACUUGCCGCAGGACCAUCAUCAACAAGCACUGGGACUUUACCAAUUCUGACAACCGUUCCGAGCGUUCAUAAUGGCGAUUUUAUUGGAAGCCACAGACCGUCGGCAUCAAUACCUGGCAAUACCAACGCAGGAAUUGGAGUCGGAACAUCAAAAAAUGAUCAAACUCAAUUCAAUACGGAAAGUUCUAAUCUUGAAGUGCCCAACAAUGGAAUUCCAAGUGGUAUUUCCCAAGAAACAUUAAAUCAAAGCGUCGGAUCGUCGAGAGCCAACUCGUUACCUCGUCCACUUUCACCAUCUUCAUCGCUUGCUAGUGAUAAACAUGAUGCCGGAGAUCCUCACGAGAAACACGAGCGUGAAGAGGAAGAGCGGAAACGUCGUAUUCAGUUGUAUGUAUUCAUAUCACGGUGCAUAUCUUACCCAUUUAAUGCUAAACAACCAACGGAUAUGACAAAACGGCAACCAAAAAUCACAAAGCAACAAUUGGAGAUAGUCACACAACGAUUUCAAGCCUUUUUAAAAGGAGAGACCCAAAUAAUGGCUGAUGAAGCAUUUCAAAAUGCGGUUCAGAGCUAUCACGACGUCUUUUUAAAAUCGGAGCGUGUUAUGAAGAUGGUUCAGUCAGGGGCAUGCUCACAACAUGAUUUUCGUGAAGUAUUUCGUAAUAACAUUGAAAAACGAGUAAGGUCUUUACCUGAGAUCGAUGGCCUCAGUAAGGAAACAGUGUUAACAUCGUGGAUGGCAAAAUUCGAUAUUAUUCUUAAAGGCAGCGGCGAUGAAGAUACAAAGCGUCCAUCGCGUAUGCAGCAGUCCCUGAAUAGUGAGCUUAUUCUAUCUAAGGAACAACUCUAUGAUAUGUUUCAACAGAUUUUAUCUGUGAAAAAGUUUGAACACCAAAUCUUGUUUAACGCCCUAAUGCUCGACUCUGCAGAUGAGCAAGCGGCGGCCAUCAGGCGAGAAUUGGAUGGUCGCAUGCAAAAGGUUGGAGAAAUGGAAAAAAAUCGAAAACUAAUGCCAAAAUUUGUGCUUAAGGAAAUGGAAUCUCUUUACAUUGAGGAAUUAAAAUCUUCAAUUAAUCUUUUGAUGGCAAAUUUGGAGUCACUACCUGUAUCUAAAGGUAACAUGGAUAGUAAAUAUGGCCUACAAAAGUUAAAGCGUUACAACCACAGCACACCAUCUUUUUUAAAAAUGAUUUUACGUUCGCAUGGAUCUCUAUCGAAGUUAGAGGGUGACUCUGAAGAUGGUACCACUCAAUUGACCAAAUUGGACGUUGUUCUCACAUUUCAAUUAGAAGUGAUUGUUAUGGAGGUAAAAGGGCUCAAAUCAUUGGCACCUAACCGCAUUGUUUACUGUACAAUGGAAGUUGAAAACGGUGAAAAACUCCAAACUGAUCAAGCCGAGGCUUCCAAGCCUAUGUGGGACACACAAGGCGAUUUUACAACCACUCAUCCUUUACCAGUAGUUAAAGUAAAGUUAUACACGGAAAAUCCUGGAAUGUUGGCCCUGGAAGACAAAGAAUUAGGGAAAGUGACUAUAAAACCUUCCCCGUUAUCAUCAAAGUCACCAGAAUGGCAUCGUAUGAUAGUUUCAAAAAAUGUACAAGAUCAAGAUGUGCGAAUCAAGAUAGCAUGCCGAUUGGACAAGCCUUUAAAUAUGAAGCAUUGUGGGAAUCUGUACGCAAUUGGGAAAUCCGUAUGGAAAAAGUGGAAACGACGUUAUUUUGUUUUAGUGCAAGUUUCGCAAUACACAUUUGCAAUGUGCAGUUAUAAGGAAAAGAAGUCUGAGCCAUCCGAGAUGAUGCAAUUGGAUGGAUAUACGGUAGACUAUAUUGAAGCUGCAAGUGCAAAUUUAAUGUUUGGCAUCGAUUUGAACGGGGGUCGAUAUUUUUUCAAUGCAGUACGGGAGGGUGAUAGCAUCGCAUUCGCUUGCGAUGAUGAAAAUGAAUGCAGUCUCUGGGUAAUGGCUAUGUACCGGGCAACCGGGCAGUCGCAUAAGCCAACACCACCUAUAACACAGGAUAAAAAUUCGGCAAUGUCCAAAAUUCAAGGUGAUGCAGAUAAAGCUCGUAAACAUGGCAUGGAGGAUUACAUAAGCGCCGAUCCGUGCACAUUCGAUCAUGCCAAUUUAUUUAAAACCUUGCAAAACUUAACGCUCGAAUAUAGAUUAAACGAUCCUUAUGCAUCUUUGGGUUGGUUUAGUCCUGGACAAGUUUUUGUUUUGGACGAAUAUUGCGCGCGGUAUGGUGUACGUGGAUGCUAUCGACAUUUAUGCUAUCUUUCCGAUCUUUUGGAUCGCGCUGAAAAACAUCAUAUGAUUGAUCCCACAUUAAUCCAUUACUCGUUUGCAUUCUGCGCGAGCCAUGUCCAUGGCAAUAGGCCGGAUGGAGUAGGCAGCAUAACACAAGAGGAAAAGGAAAAGUUUUCCGAAAUUAAAGAACGUUUGCGGCAAUUGCUUGAAUUUCAAAUCACGAAUUUUCGAUACUGUUUUCCAUUUGGACGCCCAGAAGGAGGACUUAAAGCGACACUAUCAUUACUUGAACGCGUUCUAAUGAAAGAUAUUGUGACACCAGUACCACCAGAAGAAGUGCGUCAAAUGAUAAAAAAAAGUCUGGAAACGGCCGCACUCGUCAACUAUACACGACUUUCGGCUGAAGCAAAAAUCGAAGGUUACAAAAUUGUUACUUAUAUUUUAUGUUCAGUGAAGAAAAAAGAAAAAUGUUUUCUCAUAAAAGAGGAUUUACGCGGAGAAAUGAUUGUACCGCCACCCAAGAAAUUGGAGGAUCUUAUUCAUCUCUCUGAACUUUGCGUUGAUUUAUUGCAGCAGAAUGAGGAGCAUUAUGGUGAGCUGCGCAAAAAUGAUAAAAAGGAUAAGGUUAAGACAAUCAAGGAAGGCGGUGAUGCUACACAAGAUGAUGAUCGUAACGAUGCUGAAAUGACUGGUACUAAUAAUGAUCUGGGAUCCACAAGCAUGGACCAAAUUACAACAUCUUCUAAAGGCUUAUUGGAUGCUUCUGGUGGUGUUGGUGUUAGUAAUGGACCGCCCCCAUUUCGAUACUGUAUGCCCACACAUGCUGUGUACACAUCGCCAGUACCAACGGCGUUUGCUUGGUUCAGCGAUCUGCUUGUUGAGCACGCAGAGAUAUUCUGGUCACUUUUUGCUGUUGACAUGGAUCGCGUACUAUCCGAACAGGCACCAGACACUUGGGACUCAUUCCCCUUAUUCCAAAUCCUUAACGAUUAUUUACGAUCUGAUGAUAAUUUGCGUAAUGGGCGAUUCCACCAGCAUUUGCGUGAGACAUUUGCACCGUUGGUUGUGCGGUAUGUGGAUCUCAUGGAAUCGUCUAUAGCACAAUCUAUUCAUAAAGGCUUUGAAAAAGAGCGUUGGGAAAGUAAAGGGAUAAACGCCGCUUUGAAUCCAGUUGCAUUAAACAAUGCAGCGCAGGCGCUGAAUACGGCAGCACUCAACCCGGCGGCAUUGCUCAGUGGCAAGAAAGAACAAGUCAAUUUCUAUGUGCCGAAGCUACCUAGGGGCACAGCUAGUACAGCUGCCUCUACUAGUGAUGAAAUGAGAAAUGGUUGUGCUACUUCAGAAGAUCUCUUCUGGAAAUUGGAUGCACUUCAAUCAUUCAUCCGAGAUUUGCACUGGCCAGAUGCGGAGUUUCGUCAACACUUAGAACAACGAUUAAAAAUGAUGGCCGUUGAUAUGAUAGAACAAUGCAUACAGCGAACAGAUUCAAUGUUCCAGUCUUGGCUAAAGAAAAAUGUUGCCUUUAUUUCAACCGAUUAUAUAAUACCGUCAGAGAUGUGCGCUAUGGUAAAUGUGAUAUUAGAUGCUAAAAAUCAAAGCUUUAAAUUAACUACCAUCGAUGGUAUUGAUCUGUACAAAUUCCAUGCGAAAAUCGAUGAUCAAAUCGACAAAGCGAAUGUAGCAAUGACACAAGGUCUGAGUGGCAAACUUAUGUCAGUGCUAGAGUCGACUUUGUCUAAAUUGGCACGAUAUGAUGAAGGCAGUUUGAUUGGCUCAAUCCUUAGCUUUACAAACGUGUCGAGCUCAGGGAAGGAUCUUGGACAAGGCUACGUUAAUUUCUUUCGUAACAAUAUGGAUCAAAUACGUGGUAAAAUUGGCGAUGAUCUAUGGACCCUUAAUUUCUUCGAACAGUGGUAUGCUCAGCAAAUCAAUAUGCUAUCCAAUUGGCUCUCGGAUCGAAUGGACCAUGCGUUGCACUAUGCGCAGAUUACAUCCAUCUCACACAUUAUUAAGAAGAUUUAUUCAGACUUUGAGCUGCAGGGUGUUUUGGAGGAUAAACUUAACUCGAAAGCAUAUCAGACAGUUGCCCAACGAAUGACGGCUGAGGAGGCAACUUGUGCUCUUUCAAUGCCCGAUGUUGCUGAUGGAGAUGAAAAUAUUGAUGAUAUUCAUAAUGGCGAUGUGGAAGAUGGUGUUGGCGAUGAAUCUGGCGGCCAUGCAUCGUCACGGAGCCUGCCAAAGCCAAAAAUAGCAGCCGCUCAAGCAGCGGCUGUCACCAACGUAGUCGCUGGCCGUGUUGGCAAUUUGCUUGGUAAAGGCAUUGGUGGACUUAGCUCAAAGCUAGGAAGUGGUGGUUGGUUUUGAGACGCCAACAUUCGGCACUUUCUGCAUGUCUGUCUUAUUUAAACCAGGCGUCCAGUCUACUAUAUAAAAUUUGCUUUGUAGUUUUCUGAGCCAAGUCCACAGACGUCACAUGAUUGCUUAUUUAAUACCAAAAUGGAUAAAAUAUACUAUAAUACACGAAUCAAUCCCUACUUAUGUACGAGUAUAUGUAAAAAAUAGUCUUUAAAAUUCAUUCCAAAUAUUAAAUUUUACACUUUAGGACUUUGAAACUAGUCAAACUUUAAGUAACUAAACCAAUGUAUAUCUAUUUCCGGAGUUUUUUUUUAAUUUUGUGCUGAUAUAAAUUAAAACAUAUGAAACAUUAUAUCUUAGCCGAUUAUUUUAAACAAAUACAUAAAUUUAUAUUCAAUACUUAUAUGUUACAUACAUAACAUUAUUACCUCUUUAAUUAUUACUAUAAAUAAUAACAUUUUUAUUAUUAUACUAUAAUGUGAAUUGGCUUCAAUGCUAAUUUCUUUAUCAACGCAAUAGCAAAUUUGAGAAUAUAAGUAUAAUACAUAUGAACGAUAUAUUAAAGAUAUCUUCUUUACUCAUACAAAUGUACAAUUAGUAUGAGUAAUACGUUAAAUACAGUUAAAAAACUUUGGUAUUUUAUUUGAAUGAGUGAUAAAAGGAAUAUGGACGAUCUACAUAAGUGUUUUGUUGGCGUUUUGUCGGUUUCAAAGUAAUGUUCAUCAAUCUCAAGCAACCAGAAAUUAAGAAAUUGAAUUGAAUCUUCUCCCAAUCAAUAAAAGAUAUCGGUUAACAUUGUUACCUAGAUACAUAAAUAUUAUAAAUAGGGAAGGAUUAUCGUGAUCAGUCUUCUUGAGUGUGUUAAAGACCAGGGCAUGCAAAACAUUUAAAUAAACAUAAAUAGUCAAACCAAGUCAUGCAAGCAGAUCACAAAAACUGAUUUACUUUUGUAUAUAUGUAAUGAAUUUAAAUUGUUUUUUGUUAAAAAAACAUUCUCAUUAAAAAUUUCGUUAAUGGGUAUUUUGUGAAUUUAAUCUGCAUCCUUUUUAUGUCCAUAUAUUAAGCAAAUACAUAAUUAAAAUUUUGUAUAGUACGUUCUGUCCCCUUAUAAUAUAUAUUGAUAAAAAUUCUGUUCAUUGGCACACUGGUCAAAGUUGCUUUUUUUAUAAAUUGAUCAACUCAUAAAAUUAAAUAUGAUUGAGUAUGUAUGCAAAUAUUGAGUAUACAAAAUGCAGUAAUUAAAGUUAAAAAAACAAUAAUCUUUACCAAAACAAUUGCAGUGCAUAAAAUAUUUAGUUAGUCUAAAUAAAAACAUAUAUGUAUAUUUACAUUUAUUAAUUUAAAAUGCAUCCAAUAAACUCUAAAGCUGA
Drosophila albomicans is the source of this 6353-nucleotide messenger RNA. RefSeq names its product calcium-dependent secretion activator (gene Cadps). Lineage: Eukaryota; Metazoa; Arthropoda; Insecta; Diptera; Drosophilidae. The transcript has 27 exons. The record is from RefSeq and is a predicted model, not a curated record. Bases 286 to 4992 code for a protein of 1568 amino acids. Gene Ontology annotation, biological process: dense core granule exocytosis; synaptic vesicle exocytosis.